CAUCAGGUUCUCCAGUGCUCCAAAUGUCGUUCAAGGCCGUCCUUGUUUUGCUGGCCAUCGGCGCCGUCACCGUGGCUGCCGUGCCCACUCCCGUCGAGAUCGAGGGGGAGUCCGCGCUGGUGCAGCGCCUGCUCAGCUCUCCGGCCAUGCGAUCGGAUCUGUUCAACGGCGAUUGCGUAGAAUACUACACCCCGCUCCUCAAGGGCCACGUGGACAAGUACAAUGAUGACUUCAGCGCGUGCAGGGACUCUUACAACGGUGCCUUCGCCCUGAUCGACUCCAGUUUCCGAGGUGCCCGCGACGAGCUAACCGCAUCCGUGACCGGCACUUGCCUUUCCCUGUUGAACUGCGAUGGCCUGACCUCGAACUCCGACGCCUUCGGCUGCCUGGCCUCUGGGGGACCUUCGGCUUCCAAGCAACUGGAGCAAGCUUCCUACAAGGCAUCUGAUAACCAAACCAGCCUGCUCACCCAAGUGUCCGAAAUCAAGGAUACGGAAACCAGAUGCCAAAUAGAAGCCUACCGAACCUACAACACCAACCAUGGUGACUGCUACGACGACAUGCUCGCCUGUCUAGGUGAUCCCAACUGGGAGUUUCCCAGCACGAACUACGUGCUCUAGGACUCGUGUCAAGAUUCCCGAGAUCCCCCCGAGCACCCUGUAUAUUAUCGCUGUAAAUAAAAGACUUUGAGUGAA
Messenger RNA from Drosophila teissieri, 695 nucleotides. RefSeq lists its product as uncharacterized. The record is from RefSeq and is a predicted model, not a curated record. The transcript is spliced from 2 exons. The coding region runs from base 24 to 620 and encodes 198 amino acids. NCBI's taxonomy places the organism in Eukaryota, Metazoa, Arthropoda, Insecta, Diptera, Drosophilidae.